UCCCAUGUCAAAUUUGUUCAUUCAUGGCGACGGACGCUUCAACCAUUGUUGGUUGUUGCAACCGCUGAAGAAACGCGAGGCGGAGACGUAGAACACGCGUCGAUCAGCGAUUAGGUCAAAUGUUGCAACUGUCUAGCGAACGAGGCUCCUCAAGAGGAUUUUGCGAUGUACAUUGAAGAAAAACGUUCCGAGUACCACUCGGGACGCUAGUAUCGUCCGAGAAGGGCUGCAUGGCCCAAGUUCCAAGAACGGUCGCUGUCACGUCGGCCCGAUUCCCAGUCUCUGUAGCCGUUCUUAGAGUUUACAGCGUGAGGUUGCUGCAGGUAUCGGCUCGUCAGAGACCGCCGACUUCGUUCGUCCCGUCGACAUCGUUCGCCCGCCUGCAGUGGCCGAAGAAACAUCAUACGCUGACGCACACUGCAUCCUUUGGUUUUGGCUCCCCAUUCUCGCAUUUCUCGGCGCUUCUCAGCAGCAUCCCUCCCGGUUCUCUGCGCAACCUCCGCGUUUCUCCGGGCAGCCUUCACGUUUCUCCGGGCAGAUUUCAGGUUUCCAGCGUCCUCCCCAUGGCUACAGCCAGUUCCCGAUUCUCCUCACUCGCGCCGCUGACACGUCAGCAGCGGCCCCCUCUCGACUCGUUUCUUCCGGUCACCAUUACUGCUCGUACCUCUGCGCCGGCUGCUCGCUUACCCAACGAACCCCGCAGAAAUAGCAGCAGCAUGAGGGUUAACCGCAGCAUCAGCAGGGAGAGUAACCAUAGCAGGGAGAGCAGCAGUGGGGGUCCGCUUUCCAGCACCUCAGCACAGCGAGGCGUGAGCAUCAGGGAAGGCUCGCCGAAACAGCCAUCGUCUGGAGCAAAGGCGUUUCGUGCGGUGGUGAGCUUUGCAGUGAGGAAGCUGAGGGGUGGAGGUGCAUGGGAGGGACAGCAUGACGGGGAGGGGCAGCCCAGUGGGCCUGAGGAACGGGAUCGUUCCAGCUCGAUGGAGAUGGGUGUAAGGGUAGAGGGAGUGGUGGAGAGCGGUUCAGAGCGGUCUAAUCUGGCUGGUGCGGGUGCAGAUAACGGUAGAGUGCGUAGACACAGCAGAUCAGGUGCGUGGGAGAUGGAAGGAGGGGAGUGCUCGAGGGUAGGAAAGGACGGAAAGAGAGGGUCCGAGGGCGAAACAAGAUUUGAGAGCGAAGCAAAGCCAGACACUGAAAGGGGACUUGGCCGGGGGGGACAGUUGGAUAGGCGUAAGCCUGACGCCCGGUAUGAGUCAUCUGAAGGUUCUGAUGUCGCGUUCACAGUCUCUAAGUCCGAAGGUUCUUAUGUGGUCUCUCAGUGUGAAGGCUGUAAUAUAGUAUCUGUUUCUCAAGGUUCUUAUAUAGUAUCUGAAGGUUCUAAUGUAGUAUCUGAAGGUUCUAAUGUAGUAUCUGAAGGUUCUAAUGUAGUAUCUGAGUCUACAAAUGGUGCUGUGAAAGCGCUCAGUGAGGGUAUGGAGAGCGCUAGAGCAGCCGAAACUGAAAGCUUCAGGGAAGGGGCGCUGGAGCAGCAGCACGCGUUUCAGCAGCAGCGGCUAAGGGGUGUGCUGGGGCCAGCAGCAGUGGCUGGGGAGAAGCGGGGCAAACUGGGCGUUAGAAUCAAGGGGCCUGGGGCACAACCGCAAAGAGCAACUUCAGCCUUGAUGCAUCCGCCUCCUCUGCCUGUUGAGUCGACUCAAAAGUCUUCUCAUGGGGCGUCUCUGAUGAACGCUGCAUGGGGGCCGGUGUCUGAGGCGCCCCAAAGGUCAACUGCAGGAGGCUUGAUUCAUCCGCCUUCUCUACCUGUAGGCUUCCCUCCUGGAGAUGGGGAUGUGGCCGUGGCCGUGGCUCUCAGUGGUUUGGAUGUAUGUGCAGCUGCGAAUGAGGAGAGGGAGGACGAGGGGGAGGAAGAGGAAGGGGGAGAGGAGGGGGGAGAGGAGGGGGAGGAGGGGGAAGAUGUGGAGGAGGAAAGUGGAGAAGGGAGUGAAGAGGACGAGAGGUGGGAGGAAGAGGAGGCGGAAGAGUCACGCGGGGAAGUGGGAGAGAAGAAAGCAGAGCGCACGAGCGUGUUGCGCCGAGGACUGGCUGUCUCUUCCCGCACACUCUCCUGGCUCUCUGAUGUUGUUGUCUCGCCCGCUCUCAGCUUCACAGGCCCGCCGGUGGCCCGCGCCUUCAACUCGCUGCCUCGCAUCCGCAUGGGCGUGCUGCUGGACGUGGCGAGGAGCGUGAGGGCCAGUGCGGGCGGCAUGGGGGCGUGGUCCAUGCGGGACCUCACCCACGGGCUGUACCUGCUGUCGCUGCAGCAUGCUCAGGAGAGGGCAGUGGAUAGCGUUGCGUCAACGCCAGUCACAGACGAGCAGACCGUCCAGGAUCUGAUAUACCACUGCGAGUUCGCCCGGGCGUCUAUAGCCACGACGCACCGAACGAUAGCACAGGCAUGCAUGGUUCGGCCGAACCGCAUCAUCAAGAUCGUGCCCAAGGCUCGGUACGGCAGGCCGGCCUACUUCAUAGCGCUGGACGACAAGCGCCGUCUCGUAGUGGUGUCGUUCCGCGGGACGAGGUCGGCACACGACAUGCUGACAAACCUUGCCGCCCACUCCGUCCACGUGUCCACUGUUCAGAGUGCCGUGGAAAGAGCAGCAGAGGGGGAGGCGAGGGUAGGAGGAGGAGGGGGAGGAGAGGGAGGAAAAGAGGGAGGAGGUGGUAUGGGAAGGGGGGGAGAAGAGCGAUCGGGGUCUGCACAGAGGAAGGGGGAUUGGAGAGGAGGAAACGAGGGGUUGAGGGAGGAGGUAGGAAGUGGAAUUGUUGAAGGGGAGGAAGGGGAAGGUGAUUUCUUCAUAGAGAGUGACGGGAUGGAAGGAGCCAGCCGGGUGAAGGGGAUGGGUGUGGGGAGUGGGCAAUAUGGCAGGAGGAGCGAGGGGGAUAAGAGAGAGGAGAGGAAAGGAGAGGAAAGGAGGAGAGAGGGAGGGAGGAGCAAGGAUGGGCAACAACCAAAGGAGGAAUCGAUGGAGGACGUAGCGCACAAGGGAGUGGGCAAGGGGGCGGACAGGAAAGGAAGGUGGCCGGAGGAGGACCGGAUGGAGGACGUAGUAGGAGAGGAGGAGCGUCGUGACAUGGACGAAGUCAUCGCCUUCGGGCACUAUGGCAUGGUUCAGGCAGCUGAGACCUUCGUGCACGAGGAAGCCCCUCUCCUGCGCCAUCUCCUCGCCCACCACCCAGGCUACGACCUGCGCUUGAUCGGGCACUCUCUUGGGGCGGCCGUGGCGGCACUGGUGACCAUUCUGCUCAGGCCGCAGGCGGAGGUUCUGCUGGGGGUGGCGAGCGGGAGGGUGCGGUGCGUGGGGUUCGCCACCCCGCCCUGUGUGUCAAGACACCUGGCGUUAUCAUGCGGCUCCUUUAUCACUACGGUGGUGCUACAGCCGGGCUAUGACCUGCGCUUGAUCGGGCAUUCCCUGGGGGCGGCGGUGGCGGCGCUGGUGACCAUUCUGCUGAGGCCGCAGGCGGAGGCUCUGCUGGGGGUGGCCAGUGGGACGGUGCGGUGUGUUGGAUUUACCACACCACCGUGUGUGUCCCGGCACCUGGCGCUCUCCUGUCGGUCCUUUAUAACAACCAUGGUGCUGCAGGUGAGGGUGAGGGUGCUGCUGAAAGUGAGGGAGGUGCUGCAGGUGAGGGUGAGGGUGCUGCUGAAAGUGAGGGAGGUGCUGCAGGUGAGGGUGAGGGUGCUGCUGAAAGUGAGGGAGGUGCUGCAGGUGAGGGUGAGGGUGCCGCUGCGUGUGCGUGUGGAAGCCUCUCUUCUGCUGUGCCCGCAGGCCGAGGCUCUGCUGGGGGUGGGGCAAGUGGGAGGGUGCAGUGCGUGGGGUUUGCCACCCCACCCUGUGUUCCCGGCACCUGGUGCUCUCCUGUCGCUCUUUCAUCAUCACAAUCGUGCUGCAAGUAAGCUCCUUUGUGCGUAAAACAUCCCCCCCCCUUGGCAAUCGUUCGUCACCACCUGGCACUCCUCCCUUCCCUCCCCCUCCUCUCCUUCCCCCCGAGCCUCGCCCCUCGUGUCCCUCCCCCUUGACCCCACCAGGUCGACAUAGUGCCUCGACUCAGCCUGCACGCAUCGGAGUCGAACCACCAGGACAGCAUAGUGCAACGAACUCACCACUUUCUCUCCCUCGCCCGUCCCCUUUCGCUACCAGGAUGCCAUAGUGUCGUGCACGCCUUGGAGUCUCUGUGCAACAAACUCACCAUUGUCUC
Messenger RNA from Closterium sp. NIES-67, 4233 nucleotides. The record is from the annotation of a GenBank genome assembly. NCBI's taxonomy places the organism in Eukaryota, Viridiplantae, Streptophyta, Zygnematophyceae, Desmidiales, Closteriaceae.